CCAGCCCAGGACUGGGGUGAUUUCUGCUUCUGUUUGUUUAUUUGUUAAAACCUGGACGGAGGUUCUUAGAAAUAAAUAAGCGCGGUACCGUGUUACCGUGGCGGUGGGUUGCAGGCUUUUUCCCGGGGAGGGCGGGGAGCUUGUAGGCCAGAGCGGGCUCCCCACCGCCCCCUCCCCUUCCCCCCUGUACAGGGUGCAGCAGAAAUGAUGUUAAAGCAGAUUAAAAUUUUUCUCGUAUAUUGCUGUUUCCGAUUUACUAGAUGGCACUAGCAAUGCAAACAGCUGUUCCCGUUUAAAUACUUCUCUAAUAGCAUUUCUUUCUAAAUAUUUAUCUUUUUAAAGCCUCAGUCCAAACACUCCAGUGUAUGCCAUGGAGGCAGAGCGUAUUCCCUGCAAAGCCCUGCAUAGAGUUGGCUGCUCGGACCGGGUGCAUGAAUGGAAACCUUUCAGGCCAAGAUCUGCUGCUAAUUCUGUUUGUGGAUUGGCGAGCGGAGAGGGGCUCCUUAUUCCUCUUGGGUUGGUGGAGUUCAUAAAAAAUAGCACUAACCAUAUGGGUUCUCUAGCUUAAAAUGCCUGCCUCUGAGAGGUUGCUGUGUGGAAGGACUCAUUGUGUAACAGCUAAGUGGAUACAGUAGUCUCUUGUUAUUAUUUUGUUAGUCUUAUUCUGCUGAUGGGAAGGAAUAUAAUGUAUUGUUAUUAUUAUUUUUAAAGCCAUCUGUUCUCAAAGCAGUGUCUUAGGAUAAUGCCUUAUUUCCUAGCUGAGAACAUGGAUUACUGUUGAAUUUGUCAACAAACUAUAUAGGGUUUUUAAAUGACUGCCUGUGACUUGCAGGCGUUGUCCUCAAACAUGCUUGCUCAGAGCUGAAUACAAAUGUAGAGGUGGGGAGAACUAAGAUGUGCCUCAGCAUUUUAGUAUAGUAGGAUGGUUCUACUAUUUGGAAAGGGGGAAACUGUCAUGUUUGACAGCAUUUCUGUAGGGAUAAUUGUUUUAAGUGGCUCAAGAGAGAUUCUGCACACAGGAAGCUCACUGAAUCUGCUGGAAUUCAGCAUGGGAGAACUUCACAUGCAAAAAAGCUUUGGCACAUGGGAGUAAAAGAAGAAGCUUCAUAACAUUUCAGACCAUUUAGCACACCAAUUGUUGUGUCAUGGCAACCAGUGUAAUUCUAAAAGCUGGAAAAAAAGGGAUUUAAUAUCAUGCAGAUAUGCUGACUCUUGCUUCUUUUAUGAAUUGGGGUAUAUCAUAAAUGAAAGAGUUAGUAAAGCAAUGUAUUGUUUUUAUAGAACCAAUUGCGUGCCAGGUGCUUUACAGACCAGAAGAAAAGGUCCCUGCUUUGGAGAGCUUACGUUCCAUAAUGAGAUAUUGAUCAAACCUGCUUUGGAGUAGCUUUGCCAGCCCAUGAAGCUGCUCAGGUAGUAAGAUCUGGGACAAAUAUUUGCAUAGAAUGCUAGGAAGGGUGACAGAACAGGGCCAGAAACUAAUUAACCUGGCAGUGUAGUGCAACGUGUUCUUGCAUGCUUGGUGUUUGGUUUCAAAUUGACGUUUUACUCUUUUGUUGUUUCUAGGGCUGAAAUCAGAUAUAUGACACUAAUGUUAAAAUAACAUCUGACAUUAACUACUUGAGUUGGAUACUUAAACAGUUGCUGACUAAACAAAUAUGGGUUGUUUUUCAGCCAGAUAAUUUUCCUGAUUCACCAUGUGACCACAUAAAUGUGCAAAGAGCAGAACAGGGACUUGAUCUUGGAAGAGAGAAGUAGUUGCUGAAGCUGGUAGUAACAUUGAUUUUUGUUUUUUCUUGGGCCGCCCCCCCCACCCCCUCCCCCCCAAACUACACCUUACCAUUGCAGAAAAUCAUUAGAAAUGUCAUUGUAUUCUGACUUCUAGAAACCCAGGGUUCAGGGGGAAAACUGUCAGCAAGUUCUUGAAAGGCAAAUCAGAUUUCAAGUUUGGUUGCCAACAAGAUGAUCUUACUUCAUGGUAUAUACAUACAUACAUUUAGGGUUGAUUUGUCCUGUGGGUGUAGCCAGGAUGGGUUACAGAAGAGCCGAUCUAAGAACAUGUUGCUCAGUGCUUGUCAACUUGUUCUCAAGUGAGCAAAAUGGACCUGUGUUUUCAAAAUGCAGGAAGUACUGAUUAUUGCAGUACAGCAACAGAUUUAGCAUGGCAAGGUGAUGCAUUGGGUGAAGCAGCACACUGGAUUUGUGUUACUGAUGUCAGGUAGUACAUAAAGCAAAAGGGGGUUGGGGGCCUGAUUUCCAUUUUCAGCUGUGAGCUGGGUAUAUUGGUCAAGUUCCUUGAGUUUCUCUGCGAUGGUUCUCAGCCUGUGCUUUCAGGGCAAUGCAUUGCUAAACUGUGCCUCUCCAGGAGAAGUGUUGGUUUGAUCCAAGUUAGAGUUUUCCCAUCUCAGAAACAAGAGGCAAAGCAAGACCUCACAGAUACUCUCUUUUCCCUCAGCAGUGUUUUGUCAAGGGUAAAUGUCUGGAACAAUGGGAUUCUCACACUGCCUGCUAUUUCCUUCUUCUACUGUUUCUUUGUACCUUUUCUUCAGCCCAUUCUGCUGCUCUUGAUAUUGUAAGGUUUGUGCUUUGUGGCAGGCAGGGGGAGUGGUAGAAGAACCACUUUUUUGGUGUUUUAAUGUUGAUUGCUCAUAGGUGUGUUCUUACAGGCUUCCCUGUUGAAAUUUCACGAUUGAAAGUAAUCUGCUAUGAAAUGCCAUUUUCUCUCUGUCCUGAGUUCACAAUGCAGUUCUUACUGCAGUUUUAGUUACAUUGCAUUUAAGUAUAAGAAUGACCUGAAGGUAACCUUUCAGAGGAAUGCAAGAGUUUUCUUUUUUGCCUACAGACUGUGCUGCUAUCUUGUAACUGUUACUCAAGAAUCAGUUGGUCUGGACAUUAGAUUGCAAAAAUUUAAACAAAUUGUAAACUGUUGAACUUUGCCCUGCACAUACUGCUCAUUUUCCUGUUCUGUACCUAGUUGCUGAUGGGAUUUAAUGAAAAGAAAUCUACGUUAAAAUAAAUGACUACAAUUACAGUGCAGGAGAGCUUUGCUUGGCUACUGCGUGUGAUGAUCAACUUUGUCUUGCUGGCUUUCAUACUUGGUGAACAACGCUUUAUGGGACAGAUUCAUUUGGAACAGAUGAAUAAAUGAAAUUUCAGUGAUUUCUGGGAUUUUUCAUCGGAGGUCAUGGAGCUUUCAGCCACUGACCUCAGCAUCUAUGACAAGCUAUCAGAGACAAUUGAUCUAGUCAGACAGACUGGCCACCAGUGUGGGAUGUCAGAAAAAGCCAUUGAGAAAUUCAUUAAGCAGCUCUUGGAACGAAAUGAACCCCAAAGGGGACCUCCACGCUACCCUGUCUUAGUGGCUGUCUACAAGGGCCUGCUCAUGCUGGGAUUGGUCUUGCUAACUGUUUACUUUGUGAUCCAGCCGUACAGCCUGCUGCCACCUGAAGCUCCACUCUCCAGAGCCCAUUCCCUCAUCGGUCACCUCCGACUGCUCUCUCUGCCUAUUGCUAAGAAGUACAUGCUUGAGAAAUGCCAGGACUGGUGGGCAGCAGGUUGUAGACAAAACACUUCUACGCUGCCUGCAAGUUGCACAGCAUGUUCUUCUGUGAAAAGCCUUCAGAUUGUGACAGACUUUGGAGAACUAUCAGAAGAACUCCAGAGGUCUCAGCCUUUUCUAAUCAAGACAGGACAGCAUCUCUCUUAUGAAGAACUAAAGCACUUUCAAUCCCAGGAUCCAGAACUGGCAGAGGUUGUAAUAGAAGAAAAUUCAUCUGAACUGUGGAGCUGCCUCCCAAGACAGAGCUUUCCAUUUUUCUUUCCCUGGAACAAAUCUGUAAAUAGAACUCAUAUUCUACAGAAUUUUUUCCCCACUUCCUCUUCAUUGUCUUUCCACAAGACAGUGUCCCUAGAGAGUUGCUUUCUCAUACGCCAUCCAGAUUUGGGGAAUAAGAGCUACAGCUUGCAUGGCCUCUUUGCUGUUGGAAGCGGACAGCUCACCCUGACUGUUGUACCUCUGGACAAGUGCAGAGGACACUGUGAGAUGUUCAAGGUGGAGCUGGAAGCUGGAGAUUUGGGUUAUGCCAGCACAGAUUACUGGAUGAUGAGCUUCAUGGCCAAAGGGACAGAACCAGCGGUUGUUUGUUAUGGAGCUGCUAGCUAAGGACAGUGGGUGGGAAAACAGAACUACUUCCAGGACAAGAAGAUUUUCAGCUUUGAAGCCAAGGCAACAUCUUGAAAGCGAUAGACCUGGGCAACUGUGGCAGGCAGCUUUGCCACCUUGCAUGUUUACAGUGUUAAAAAAUGACUGUUUUCCUGACCCUUUGCCCUUCCUCAGAUGUAUUUUGGGAGAAGCUCAAGCUAUUCAUGACCUUCCCUGUCCCCUCAGGUAAGCCUUGGGCUGGUAGCAAAGGCUUUUUCCAGGAGCAACAGAGGGGUUUCUCGGGAUGAGAUUCACCUUUGUGAUUUAUGGCACUUCUGAAUCUUCACGGGAGGAGGUUGGGAGUGGAGGGGUGUGUGUGACAUUUCUGUAUACAUUCCUCCUGGGGAGGAGGCCUGAAGCCUGUGUUGGCAGGCCAGCUCUAUAAAGGGAAUUGUUAUGUCCCACCUCUGCUCCAUCUCUCCAUCACGUUUAUGGCUGUGUGCCUCAACAGUGUGCCCUGCAAAGCCAGCCUCAGCUCUGUGCUUCAGGGCUGACACGAGCCUCCCAGCCUAGUGGCAAGGACACUCACCCACAGCAUUGUCCUUGUACCAAAUUAAUCUGUUCAGGUCUCCUUGUGUCUUGUGAUUGCUCUUCUGCUGUUCUCUAUCAGCAGACUGUAGUUGAAUCAAAUAGUAACUGUGCUUUUUUUCCACCACUUCCUUUCCUAUAAAAACACUGAUCCAAGUUUUUGUGGUCAUGGUGCCAAGAGUACAGUAGUUCUGGAUGAAGGUGGAGCUGGGUGCAAAGAAGCUUUCUAUAAGUUCAUGUUCAUAUUGUGCACCUAAGAUACUGGAGUUGCAUGACUAUUUUCAUAUAUAUUCCCUGCUUUGAGAAGUACUGCCUGUGUUCCUGGCUCAGGUUACGUGCAGGAGCACCAGAAAAUCUUGUCGCUGGCUUUUUUGCACAAACUUCUUCCAGAUCUGAUACAUUGUCUUCAGAAUGAAUUUUUAUUUUUUCCUGAGUUCCUUCCAAGCUGCCUUCACAUGCUUCCUGUUGCUUGAGCACUGCAUUAUCCAGUGUCCUGAGAGAGACUUGGUUUCAGUGUUUGCAGGCUGCAGAUGCCGCAGUCCCUUCCAAGUUUGAUCCUUUGGGUCUGUUCCUGCUGUUGAAGAUCAUUUACAGAUGUUUAAAGCUGAACUCAUAGGCCAGGGCUGGGGUUCAGGACAUACUCUCACACUUCACUUGUUACUAUGAAAUUGGAAUGGGUUUUGUCUGAAAGCAAGUUAACUCUGUUCUCAGGAGCAAGAACCUUUUUCUCUGUAAAUAUUUUAGGUACACUUAAAAUGACUGAUUGGAAAAAUGUCUACCCAGCCUUUGCUUUUGAGCAAAAGCAGGCAAAUGGGAUCAAACGUCUUACUAAUCAUAUUAAGGACUGACAACAGUUGCCAAGUUGGAUGACCAUGUCUGGCUCCUGCAGAAGGAUAAGGCAGAAGACAGUUCUUGCUCCAAAGAGUUUAGCCUGAGAGAGUUUAGUCAGCAUUACAAACAUUUCUAUGCAUAACACUUGUUUUUUUCCUGUAAGCUAAUGAGAGCAACCUCAGCACCUGUGUCAGUGUGUUUGGCCUUUGACACAGAACCAACAUACAUCAGAUACAGUAGAACCAGAGGGAGAAACUGAGUCAGAACAGAAGAAGACAUUUAAUUUGUAGCAAAGCUGUUAAAGGGGAUUGGAUUAAUAAGAGUUAUGUUAGUAUUGUGAAUGGUUGGGGUGUGUUUUAGACUUGUGACACUACAUACAGUCCUGUACAUACCAGGACACAAACACCACCCCUCUCGCUCUUCUUAAAGCCUGGGUCUUAGUUAAUGGAAAUUUGGGAGUUCGGUGAUGGCAGAAUCAUCAGAGGGCCCACAUUAGUGACUGUUGCUAUUUAUGCUUUGGCAGCUUCUCAAGUCAAAGACUGACAAGGUUACUUCACCUCUUACUGUUUUUGUAUCUGAUCCAUUUAGUUUGGUUAGAGAUGUAUACAGAAAGAACCUGCUUGGACCCUUUGUUGCUGAGAUUGCAGGUGGUUUGGUGAUGCUGUUACUUCUAAGUGUCCUUGAAUGAAACUUGUAAAAGAAUUGUCUCUGCAGCUCUCAAGUGUCUGUGAAAUGCCUGCUUUUUGUGAGUCACACUUAAGCCAUUGUGGCUGUCUGGCUCCUUUGGGAAAUAGCAGAGGAAAUGGAUCUAUUUACGGCUGCUGUUUAGGUUGGGGGUAGUGGGGGCGCUAGAGCAAGUUUGUGCCUGAUUAGCAAAAGUGCUUUUAGAUAUUGCUUCCCCUCCUCAGUGUUACAGCUGGUUGGACAGAUGAUGGUGAAUCUGGAGUGUUUGUACAUCAGCUUUCCAAGUGCACUUUAUGGUGUCUUCAUAAGUUUCUAGAUCUGUGUCUAGGUGAUAUAUUGUAUAUGUCCCAACCUUACUCCCUUUGGAGUUUACAUCAUUUGUUUUUAAACUUUCAGUAUAUUUUCUCUUCUUCUUCCAAGGACUGUAAGGAAUUGGCUGCUACACUGAAGCAGGAGGGCAAUUAUUUGCUGAUAAAGAGCUGAUUUUGGCCAUAGCUGUUGUCAAGUGUGGAGCCUCAAUCUGUAGUGCAGUGUCUUGAUUAGCUACUGUGAUCAGCUGUCAGAAAGGUAAUGCCUUCUGCAUUGUGACAUGGGUAAGGAACUGGGUAUGGACAACUCAGAGGUGAGGCCAAAGUGGGAAAACUAAGACUUCUUUUAAAAAAAAAAAAAAAAGAGGUUUUGACAUCUUGGUCAAAUGGCUGCAAGUGAAUCCUGGCCAUCUUCCUUAUCGGGGCUUCAGCUUCACACAACCUUGCCAAAGGCUGUGGCCUCUCUAGAGCACUAGGCAACUCCUAAUGAGCUGCUCAGUCUUGAGUAGAACUGCAGGGAAUGUGUCUAUUUUCUCAGCUAUCGAGGCAUGGUGGCAACAAACAUGAUCUGGAUGAGUCACAGAGGGUGUGUGUCCCAUCACAGUCUCCCUUGCCACUAGAUUUACUUUGGCACUUGUGUAUCCAAGUGUGUGUGCUGUUUUGCAUAAUACCCCCCUUCACGUGCUGACCAGCUCAGAGGGGUUCCCAGUAAAUGCAUGCAUCCUCAUUUUAAAAAUCUAUUUAAAUGCUUCAGAGAGCUUUACCUCUAAGCUGGGAGAGGGAUGUCUGCACACCUGACAUCCCACAGACUGCAAAGCUGUUCUGAAAUCACACUAGUGAGGACCUGAAACUGGUGCUACCCAAGAACCCAGUGGGUGGAGAUGUGGAGGGGUCAUUCUUCUGCUUGUCAAGCUAGAGAAAUGGGCUGCCACCCAUGAUCUGGACCUCAGGAGGAUCGCAUUUUAAAGCUAGUUUCCAAAAGCAGGAGUCAUUGACCAUUGUUCUCAGUCAGUCCUGAACUCAGGGUAACUGAAAGGAGGAGAAAAGAGUAUUGUUUUCUUCAGUACCAGGAAAUCAGCAUCCCCUGUGGGGGGCAAGCUGCCAGUUUCUGUUGAUUCUUUUCUGUCUUUAUUCCUCUCCCCAUUGGCAUUGUGCACACACAUUCCUCUGAGGCAGGUCUGCAGAUCCCAGCCCCAAACUCCCUUUGCAAUGCUCUGGAGAGCUUUCUAGGGUCAAGUUUCCUGUGUAUUCUGGGCUGUUAACUUCUCCUGCUAGUCUUCUUGUUGUAAUAGUCUGUCAGGGAAGCUGGUUUUACUGCAAGGAACAGGGCUGGAUCAAAGCACCUCCCUUCUCUUCUGGCUUGGCAUCCCUGACUUUCCAGCAGCAAGCCUUGCACGCAUUUCUCAGCAGUUCUGCCCACAGCGUGGGAACUCCCUGAGUGAGAUGAGGUGGAGAGCAGCAAAGCACAUUCCUAGAGGUGUGAAUUCCAGCAUCUCAGCAAGGUGAUGCUCCUGCUUAUACCAGUAAUGCUGCUCUGGAGAGUGAAGUCUGCAGGAUCUGUCCAAUCGUGGACUCAGUGGUCCAGGUUCUCUGGCUCCCACUUGGUUCCCUUGGGAGCCACAGAGCUGAGCACUUUCUGGUGCCAGAUCAUUUUGGUGGGCCUUGUAGUGGGUGUGCAGAGAACUUUUACUUCUGGGAAACCAAACUUUCUCCUCUUCCUAAAUUUUAUAUUUAGAGUUGUAUACUCUCAUCUUCAGGAAGCUACUUCUCGUAAAGGAUAUAUUAAAUGUCCUGCUGAGUUAAACAAGGGAGAUGCUGGUCUUCCCCUUUCCUUUGAAGAUUCAAACAAAUGACAGGUGAUUUAUUUUUAGCAUUCUCUUUGUCUAUGGGGAGAGGAGGCAUGUUAUAAAGGCUCAGGGGUGCUGGGAAGUAAAGCUAUAUAUGCAUAAAGACUGUUUCAAUGCUGUACACUAUAGAUUCAGUGGUGGAUUAAAAAAAAUGUAGAUAUGCAAUUAAUGCAGAAUUUUAUGGAUGGUUGUAAUUUAAUAUAUUGCAAACUUUGUAAAUACUUGGGAAAAGCCUGUAAAGUGUGUAAAUAAAUGAGAUUUGUAUGUAGAGAAGAAGAAUAAAAAGUUUUUACUUUUUGCAAUUAAAUGCAACUGUUAAUGCA
Molecule: messenger RNA, 8719 nt
Organism: Oxyura jamaicensis (ruddy duck)
Lineage: Eukaryota; Metazoa; Chordata; Aves; Anseriformes; Anatidae
Gene: C26H6orf89
Product: chromosome 26 C6orf89 homolog
Exons: 8
Coding region: 3182-4159 (325 amino acids)
Cellular component (GO): Golgi membrane; nucleolus
Source: RefSeq, a predicted model, not a curated record